GCGCGGCCUGAUGACGUAAGGGAUGUUUUGCUAACUGUUAGCUUGCGAGCUAACUUUUUCCCCUCAAUCGCCGACUCUUUAUCAAAUCAAUCUGGCCGAUUUAAGGAGCCUUUUUUUCAAACAUCUGUGACACCAGCGUGAAUGUUCUGUGAUAAACAGAAAGAAGACGACAUGAACGGAAGUACGAACCCGCUGCUGGACAAAGAGGAGCAUGUUUUAAAGCUGGGAGAAAGCUUCGAGAAGAGGCCCAAGUCCUCCUUCCACACCAUCAGAUAUGAUUUCAAGCCAGCCUCCAUCGACACGAGCUGCGAAGGAGAGCUGCAUGUCGGCAAAGGGGACGAAGUCACCAUCACGCUGCCUCACAUUCCGGGCUCCACGCCACCGAUGACGGUGUUCAAAGGGAACAAGCGGCAGUACCAGAAGGACUGCGUGCUCAUCAUCAACCACGACACCGGAGGAUUUGUCCUGGAGAAGCUGAGCAGCAGCAUCCAGGUGAAGAAAACCAGGGCGGAGGGCAGCAGUAAGAUCCAGGCUCGCAUCGAGCAGCAGGCGGUCCGCACCAACACGCCCGGCCCUCAGUUCCGGGCCCCGACGAAGCCCGGCGUGGCCGUCAAGACGUCGCCGUCUCCCUCCAAGGACAACCCCUCCCCCGAGCCGCAGCUCGACGACAUCAAGCGAGAGCUGCGGGCGGAGGUGGACGUCAUCGAGCAGAUGAGCAGCAGCGGCAGCAGCUCGUCCGCGUCGGCCAGCGGCGACGACAGCAGCGACGGCGAGCGCCAAGCCCCCUCGCCACCCCCUUGCCACCCCCUCGCCAACGGAGGCGAGCGGCAGCCGGCCGGCGACAACCAGCUCUUGAACACGCUCCGAAGCGACCUCCAGCUCAGCGAGUCGGGCAGCGACAGCGACGACAACUGAUUGGCCCCGCCCCCGUCGCACCAGCGGACGCAGCAACACCCGAGAGUGUAUUUUUUAAUGUACAUUUGAUUUUCUACAAGAGUGUAGCUGGAAGAUUGUAUAUUUUAGAAGGAACUAUUUUAUUUUCUCUACUUUUGUUUUAACUGAGAGCAGGAAGAGAUGACCUCUCCUCCUCGCAUCUUUUAGCAGAGAGGAUUGUGGGUAAACUUGCACAUUACCAGAGCUCCAAAAGGGAAAAUGUCCGGUGUUAACCACUAAGUGUGUUUUGCUCAGACUACGUUGAAAUUGUGUGUUCUCGAUUACCUUUUUGUUGACUUUUUUUAGUUAGUUGUGUGCUACUUUUCAGUAUAUUUAUCUUUUGUCGCUUGUUUCCUUGUGGGAUGUGUACAAAAAAAAAAGUAUUUAAAUAAAAGAUGAUACAAAGACAAAGUAGAAAUGAGUCGUGAGCGGAAAACAACUUUUUAAAAACGUUGUAUUUGUCACUUCAGAGCCACAAAGAAUCGACCUAGUGUUGGCGAAAUGAUGCCUCUGUGAUUGUGUGGCACACUCAAUAGAUGCAUUGGCGCAGGGUUUCUGCAUAUCAUUAAACGUUACCAAAUGGAUUUGACAAAAAUGAAGGCCUUAAAUACCAGAGGCAUUUGGGAAAAAAAAAAAUCCUACAAUUAUACGCCCAAGAUUGUCAGUAAGUCAAUUAAUUGAACA
Molecule: messenger RNA, 1617 nt
Organism: Entelurus aequoreus (snake pipefish)
Lineage: Eukaryota; Metazoa; Chordata; Actinopteri; Syngnathiformes; Syngnathidae
Gene: eaf1
Product: ELL associated factor 1
Exons: 6
Coding region: 142-915 (257 amino acids)
Biological process (GO): positive regulation of DNA-templated transcription; regulation of transcription elongation by RNA polymerase II
Cellular component (GO): super elongation complex
Molecular function (GO): transcription elongation factor activity
Source: RefSeq, a predicted model, not a curated record